Leptopilina heterotoma is the source of this 2650-nucleotide messenger RNA. RefSeq names its product E3 ubiquitin-protein ligase RNF216-like. Bases 262 to 1923 code for a protein of 553 amino acids. The record is from RefSeq and is a predicted model, not a curated record. The transcript has 6 exons. Lineage: Eukaryota; Metazoa; Arthropoda; Insecta; Hymenoptera; Figitidae.
UAUAGGAAGAAGAAGAAAAAAAAGUUCGUUGUCGCCAUUUUCUAUUCCCUUCCAGUGCCUUUGUGUUUAAAAAAAGAAAAAAAAAAGAAAAACUGGCUGCAUUAAAAGCGUAAUCAAAGGCAGUAAGUCACAGUAAGUCGACAAACCUCUUCGUGCUAUUGUUUGAUUUUAUGUUUCACGUAUUGUGAACCUAAAUUCAGUGAGAAUUGUUUGUCACAUGAAAUCUUUAUCCCAGAGCUCUCAGGGUUUUGAUUUUUAAUAAUGAAUAUUGCCGGCACAAGUUCUGGAAGAGACCUUCCAGCUAACAAAUUAAAUAUUUAUUAUAGAAUACGUUCUAUUUUCCCGAACAUUGCAGCCGAUCAUAUAAAAGAUAUGAUUUUGAAUCCACACUUGUAUGAUAUGCAAGACGUGCAAGACGAUCAAAGUUUUAUUUCGAACAUGACAGAAAAUUUGUUAGUAAAUGGUGCGAAUCACGUGGACCUUGAAAAUGUCGCGAGAAAUUCCAGCUCAUGGAAAUUUGAAAUUAUUCCUACACCUGAUGUACAAACAGGAAGGUUAAUAGAAAUAUUCCCGGAUGCUGAUCCGGAAUAUCUAAAAGAUUAUGCGGAAAUAAAUUACAAAAAUCCGGAACUAAUAAAUACAUUCAUCGAAGACAAUUUAAGGGAGAAAAAAUAUCCAAGUCGCGAAGAUUAUGUUAAGAGAAAAAAACUCGAUGAUGAUUAUAAAAAAUAUUUUACGAAUUUUUUUUCUGUUGCGGAAUUCGUAAAAGAAAUAUCGAAUCCUAUCGAAUAUUUCGAAAAUAUUAACAGGGAAUGUCAGGAUAAUGAUGUUACAAAAGCAUUAUUAUACGAUCUCUUUAAAAAUGUAGAAAAAGCAGUAAUAAACGACGAAUAUGCUGCGUGUAAAUUUAAUGCAACUUUAACGUCCAAUAAUUUAGUAGAGAAACAUUCGGGACAGUUGCACGAAAUAACAAAAGACUCUUUAAAAAGUUUAAACAUGAAUCAAAUUCAUGAAUUUUCUUUUAUUUACAAUAAAAAAAUUUUUGAAAAAGAUUUUGAAAAUUCAGUGGAAGAAGUAUUGGAGUGCCAGACGUGUUUAACUCUCGUUCCGGCAUCAAAAUCGUCAACUUGUGAUAACGAUCACAAUUUUUGCCAUCAGUGUAUUAGAUUAGGAACAGAAUGCAAAAUUUCCGAGGGUAUUUAUAAUAUUCCUUGCUUCGUAAAGUGUAAUGGUACAUACAGUCAAGCAACAUUGAAAACAGUGUUAAAUUCGAAAACCUAUAAUAUUUUGAUGCAAAAACGACAAGAAGAGUCGAUUCUGGAAGCUUCUGUAAACGCAGAAAGUUGCCCAUUCUGUACUUUUUUGCAAGAAGUUGAUGAGGAGAGUAAAAUAUUUUUUUGCCUUAAUGAUGAUUGUAGGAAACAAUCUUGCAGGAGGUGUAAAAAAAUGAAUCAUUUGCCAUACGAAUGUAAAGACGUAUUAGAAAUACGAAAAGCUCGAAUAUAUUUGGAAGAAAAAAUGACACGAGCUUUGAUUAGAAAUUGUCUAAAAUGUGGCAAGCAAUUCCUAAAAUCAGAGGGAUGUAACAGAAUGACAUGUGUUUGUGGCGCUAGCCAGUGUUAUUUAUGUGAUGCAUCAGUAGCGUCGGAUAAUUAUAAACAUUUUAAUGGUCAAGGAUCGGAUCGACACGACUUAUGUCCUUUGUAUACGGAUGACAAGUACCAAGAAGUACAAUCCGUACUGGAAGUGGCCAAAAAAACCAAGGAAGCGAUCCUGAAACAAAAUCCUGAUUUCGAGACGGAAAUGAUUGACGUACUUUUGCCUGUUUUACCUGAAAAAACCGAAGGGCCACACGAUCAAAUACCAAAUUCUAACGAACUUCCAGAACACGUAUUAAAAGUCGCUAAAGCAAUUGCCCCUUGAAAUUUUUCAAAAAUUUACAUAAGAUACUCAUUUCUUUUUUUUCAUAAUUCAUGAUUUUUCGAGAAAAAAAUGAAUUGUUUUUUUUUUUUGUUUACAACAGUUUUUUAUUAAUCAAGAUUAUAACUGUUUAGUUUUUUUAAUAUUAUUUAGAUAGAACUUUGAAAUCAAAAGGAUUUAAAACAAUUGUUCUAUAUUUUAAGAAUCGAAAUAUUAAAAAAAAAUUUUUACGAAUAGAUUGUACUUCAAGUUUGAUGCUCAACGAAAGCAUGAAAGAGUUUCGUUUUUAGGAAAAUUAAAAUUUAAUAUUCCUAAUUUAAUGUAUAAAUAGAACAAGAUCUUUGAACGUUAUAACUAAUAGGAGUGAGAGGGUCCAGUUAGCAAAACAAUUGGAAUUCCAUAUAUCGAUUGUCUAUGUCGACUUAAAGUGGGAAACGAAACCUCACGUGACAUACCGAGUUUCCCAGGGAUUUUCAUGAUUUCACACAGAAAAUAAACCCUCGCGAUAUUCGAAUCCGUGUUGAGAAUUCAAACACGAAAUGGAAAAGCUUGGCUUUCUGUAUUGCUGAAAUUUUUAUAUUAUAGAAUAAGAGAGAGAGAGAGAAAGAGGGAAUUAUUCCUUUCAAAAAUAUUGAAUUAUUAUAAAGCUGUAUCGAUAGUUUUGUUAAUUUCGGUGAAUUUAAUAUUCAAAUACAUAAAUUUUCUGAAAAAAGAAAAUAAAUUCAUCGGA